AAAGCACUAGUUGAUAGUAAAGUCUGAUGCUCUUUAGUAAAAUAUAAACUGUUAAUGGAAACUUUAGGCUACUAAAAUGGACCAAGAUAUAAAAAUACUAUAAGUUUUCUCAUAUGUUUAUUUCCUGUACUACUUGAGUGUUACUGACGGUAGCCAUGCAAUUUUCUUAUCAUUGUUACAUAGAAACGACGGAAUGAUCUUCUCCAGUUAAUGAUCGACUCUCAGAACACCAAUGUCGACGUUAGGAAGGUUACCGGGAGUCAACUAACUGCUGGAGACGAAACACACAAAUCAAUCCCUGGCGCAAGUACAAAUGGUUCCAAGAGUGGAUUAACGGACGAUGAAGUGGUGUAUAAUGCUUUCCUGGCUUUAGUAGCAGGUUAUGGAACAACUAGUUCUGCUCUUGGUUACACCACACAUCUACUGGUGCAACAUCCUGAAGUGCAGGAAAAAAAUCAGACAAGAGGUAGACGAGCUUGUUGAAAAGGAAGGAGAAAACUUGGACUACGUGUCUGUUCAUAAACUGCGUUACCUGGAUCAGGUUUUCAGCGAAAGUCUUCGGGUUUAUCCACCAGUUUACCUAUUUUCUCCUGAUAAUCACAACCGCAAUCCACUUGCUUGGCAGCCAUUUGGAUAUGGACCUAGAAACUGUAUUGGGAUGAGAUUUGCUCAGUUGGAAGCCAAGAUGACCUUAGCUAAAAUGGUUCAGAAGUACUUCUUGAGGCCUUGUGAGAAAACUGAAAAGAAACGACGGAAUGAUCUUCUCCAGUUAAUGAUCGACUCUCAGAACAUCAAUGUCGACGUUAGGAAGGUUACCGGGAGUCAACUAACUGCUGGAGACGAAACACAUAAAUCAAUCCCUGUCGCAAGUUCCAAGAGUGGAUUAACGGACGAUGAAGUGGUGUAUAAUGCUUUCCUGGCUUUAAUAGCAGGGUAA
Limulus polyphemus (Atlantic horseshoe crab) is the source of this 937-nucleotide messenger RNA. RefSeq names its product probable cytochrome P450 6a21. Bases 383 to 937 code for a protein of 184 amino acids. The transcript has 7 exons. Lineage: Eukaryota; Metazoa; Arthropoda; Merostomata; Xiphosura; Limulidae. The record is from RefSeq and is a predicted model, not a curated record. Gene Ontology annotation, molecular function: monooxygenase activity; oxidoreductase activity, acting on paired donors, with incorporation or reduction of molecular oxygen; iron ion binding.